Chondrus crispus (carragheen) is the source of this 1584-nucleotide messenger RNA. RefSeq lists its product as hypothetical. The coding region runs from base 1 to 1584 and encodes 527 amino acids. Gene Ontology annotation, biological process: DNA integration. The transcript is spliced from 4 exons. The record is from RefSeq and is a predicted model, not a curated record. Lineage: Eukaryota; Rhodophyta; Florideophyceae; Gigartinales; Gigartinaceae. Gene Ontology annotation, molecular function: nucleic acid binding.
AUGGAUGACCAAAGCUCUGGAUCGGUCAGAAUCGAGAAGCUGACCGCAUCUAACUUUUACAUCUGGAAGCAGAAAAUCCAGCUACUGCUUGCUCUCCGAGAUGUCGAUCAAUACGUUUUUGAUGAUAUCCCGGAGAAUGCGACCUCAGAUGACCGGAGAAAAUGGAUCCGUGGUGACGCAAAAGCAAAGGCAGUCAUCGGACUCACGCUUUCUGAUGACUACUUGCAACAUGUGCGAGGGUGUAGCAGUGCGAAAGAGACAUGGGAAGCAAUUCUGAAUGUGUUUGAGCGUCAUACUUUGCUCAACAAACUUGCCGCCCGUCGCGACUUUUACACUGUAUCCAUGCUCCCAUCCGAGAAAGUGCUCGUGUUCAUUAAUCGUGUGAAGCAACUUGCUGCCAGAUUGCAGUCAAUGAGUGUUGAGAUUGACGAUAAAGAAAUUGCAAUGGCUGUGUUGAAUGGCUUGCCUCCACGAUUCGAUAACUUGAUUGUUGCUCUUGACGCACUUGGCAAUGAAGAUAAAGUGUUUGGACUCGAGUUUGUGAAGAGUCGUCUGCUGCAAGAAGAGCAACGAGAAAGCAUGAAGACCGCUUCUGCUUCAUCACCACAUGCACCUGCACUUGUCAAUCGUAUGCCUAUUCUACGCGACAUGAAAUGUACGAAUUGCAAUAGACAUGGGCAUACUGCAGCGCGUUGCUGGGGCAAGGACCCAAGUGCAUUCGUUUCUCGAGAUGACAAUUCCACUGCUGCCUUUGCUGAGAGUGACUUUACUUGCUUGCUUUCGACUUCCACCCCAGAAAAGAGGGCUGCAAAUGCAAAGUCAUGGCUUGUCGAUUCCGGUUGCAGCGCUCACAUUACGUUUGAUCGCUCUUUGUUCGUUACGUAUGAACAGAUGCAAUCUGAACAGAUGCAAUCUGGAUCAGUCGACAUGGGCACGAAGGCUAGAGCUAAUUUCGCUGGUCACGGCGAGGUAGAAUUCAUGUUGAACGGUUUGCAAGUGUCAUUUGAAAAUGAGAAAUGCCUCGUUACUGCAGGACCAACUGUAGUUGCCACAGCGAGUCAAGUUGGAGAUUUGUACAUACUUGACGUUAUGAAUGAAACCUUUUCUGCUCACGUAGUUACCCUGCAGACGCUACAUGAACGCAUGGCCCAUGUUAAUGUACAAGGAAUCGCAUCAAUGAUUCACAAUGAUGUGGUAAGUGGCAUCAACUCUGACAAUCACCCUCUCAUUUGUCCUGCGUGUGUGUUCGGGAAAGCAACGCGAUCAGUAAUCCCAAAACAGCGAUCAUCGUCUCGAGCACAGAACUGUCUUGACUUGGUACAUUCUGAUGUCUGCGGUCCACUUGAAGUACAGUCAGUUGGUGGCUCGAGAUACUUCAUUACAUUUGUAGAUGAUCACUCGAACUGGGUUGUUGUGUACACGAUGAGAAAUAAAUCUGAGGCGUUUGCAAAAUACAAGUUGUAUGAAAAGUUGGCUCAAACCCACACUGGUCGCAAAGUAAAGGUGCUUCGCACUGAUCGAGGGGGAGAGUACUUGUCGACGGAAUUCAAGUCGCAUUUAGAUUUAAACGGUACGCAGCACUAA